Molecule: messenger RNA, 156 nt
Organism: Funneliformis geosporum
Lineage: Eukaryota; Fungi; Glomeromycota; Glomeromycetes; Glomerales; Glomeraceae
Source: the annotation of a GenBank genome assembly
AUGUCAGAAGCUAAGGUAUAUGAUUCUCCAUUCAAGACUUCUGGAGCGAUAUAUGGUAAUACUCCAUAUAUUUUAUUAUUUGAAUUUUGCUUAUCUGCUGAUCCCGCUAAUCCAAAAUCUGAAAUGAAAGAAAGGGCUAUAAGUAAUGAUCCAUAA